AUGGAGGAGGAGGCUUUAUUGACACCGAGGGAUGGAAAGAAGCAGAAGCGGGUGAGGUUCCGGGUGGCCUCAGGGAACAGCGGGCGCAUUCUGAAAGAAAUGUUCAAAGAUGAGGGGCCAUCAGAUUCAUUGGAUUCAGAUUGCACCAGCAGCUCCGAAGCAGAACGGGCCAGCACCCCAUCCACCAACGGGGAGGUCAACGGCCACCACUGUGGAUUUUUGGGGUCAGAGUUGGAUGACAGUGGAAGCGAACCCGAUGAUCUGCUGAUGUUUGUAGGGGGGAGAGACGUGUUGUGCACCAAACGUGUGAAUAUUCUCAGUAAAAACGGAACAGUUCGAGGUGUCAAGCACAAAGUCAGUGCUGGCCAAAUACACUUUGAUAACUUGGCUAAAAACGGCGGGCCAGAACUGACGCUGGAGUUUGGGCGAAUUGUAAUCUACACCACCAGUUUUCGAGUGGUCAGGACUACAUUUGAGCGAUGUGAGCUUGUUCGAAAGAUCUUUCAGAAUCACAGGGUGAGGUUCAUAGAAAAGAACAUCGCCUUGGACAGCGAUUAUGGGAAGGAACUGGAGAUGCGCUGCAAACGAGUGGGUGAACCUCCUUCACUUCCUGUGGUCUUCAUUGAUGGACACUACCUAGGGGGUGCAGAGAAAAUACUUGAAAUGAAUGAAUUAGGAGAGCUUCAAGAUCUCCUGACCAAAAUUGAGAGGGUACAGCACCCCGACACAUGCCAGGCAUGUGGGGGAUACGCUUUUGUCCCGUGCCCUAUGUGCCAUGGUAGCAAAAUGUCUGUGUUUCGCAACUGCUUCACCGACUCUUUUAAAGCGUUGAAGUGCACAGCAUGCAAUGAGAACGGCCUUCAGCCCUGCUCCAGCUGUUCUCACUAAGGUCCUCUUCAAGUGCCUGACACACCUUCCCAGCACCAUCUCUAACCCCA
Molecule: messenger RNA, 938 nt
Organism: Paramisgurnus dabryanus
Lineage: Eukaryota; Metazoa; Chordata; Actinopteri; Cypriniformes; Cobitidae
Gene: grxcr1a
Product: glutaredoxin and cysteine rich domain containing 1 a
Biological process (GO): sensory perception of sound
Source: RefSeq, a predicted model, not a curated record